Fragaria vesca subsp. vesca is the source of this 1701-nucleotide messenger RNA. RefSeq names its product UDP-glucose flavonoid 3-O-glucosyltransferase 6-like. The transcript has a single exon. NCBI's taxonomy places the organism in Eukaryota, Viridiplantae, Streptophyta, Magnoliopsida, Rosales, Rosaceae. The record is from RefSeq and is a predicted model, not a curated record. Gene Ontology annotation, molecular function: UDP-glycosyltransferase activity. Bases 102 to 1541 code for a protein of 479 amino acids.
ACCACGAUAUCUUGUAUGCUUGAGUCUAUCCUCACAAGUUAAGCUUUAGCGAAACACCCCUCGUAGCCUCUACUUGAAAUUCCACUCUGUCGUACUUCCAAAUGAAGAAAGCUUCAGAGCUAAUCUUCAUCCCAAUCCCAGGUAUGGGCCACAUCGUCUCAACCGUUGAGAUUGCAAAGCUCCUCCUCUGUCGAGAUGACAACCUCUUCAUCACAAUCCUCAUCAUGAAAUUCCCCUUCACCGCAGACGGCAGCGACGUCUACAUCAAGUCCUUGGCAGUCGACCCUUCGUUGAAGACGCAGCGCAUCAGGUUCGUCAACCUCCCACAAGAACAUUUCCAAGGAACUGGAGCCACCGGCUUCUUCACCUUCAUCGACAGCCACAAGUCCCACGUCAAAGAUGCCGUCACUAAACUCAUGGAAACCAAAUCAGAGACGACUCGGAUCGCCGGAUUUGUCAUCGACAUGUUCUGCACGGGGAUGAUCGACGUGGCUAACGAGUUCGGGCUCCCUAGCUACGUGUUCUACACCUCUGGAGCUGCGGAUCUUGGGCUCAUGUUCCACCUCCAAGCCUUACGUGAUGAAGAGAACAAGGACUGCACCGAGUUCAAGGACUCGGACGCCGAGUUGGUCGUCUCGUCUUUCGUCAACCCCUUGCCGGCUGCUAGAGUCUUGCCUUCUGUUGUUUUCGAGAAGGAGGGGGGCAACUUCUUCCUCAACUUUGCCAAAAGGUACAGAGAGACCAAGGGUAUUUUGGUUAACACGUUCCUGGAGCUCGAGCCUCACGCGAUUCAGUCUCUCAGUUCCGACGGUAAGAUCCCACCGGUGUAUCCGGUGGGACCCAUAUUGAACGUCAAGAGCGAGGGUAACCAAGUGAGUUCAGAGAAGUCGAAGCAGAAGUCGGAUAUUUUGGAGUGGCUUGAUGACCAGCCUCCGUCGUCUGUGGUGUUCUUGUGCUUCGGGAGCAUGGGAUGCUUUGGCGAAGACCAAGUGAAAGAGAUCGCACACGCACUCGAGCAAGGUGGGAUUCGGUUCUUGUGGUCUCUACGCCAGCCUUCGAAAGAAAAGAUCGGUUUUCCGAGCGAUUACACGGAUUACAAAGCAGUCUUACCCGAAGGUUUUCUCGACCGGACGACUGAUCUCGGGAAGGUGAUAGGUUGGGCCCCACAGUUGGCCAUCUUGGCACAUCCGGCGGUCGGAGGGUUUGUGUCUCAUUGUGGUUGGAACUCUACGCUGGAAAGUAUUUGGUAUGGUGUGCCGAUUGCCACGUGGCCGUUCUAUGCCGAGCAACAAGUGAAUGCCUUUGAGCUGGUGAAGGAACUGAAAUUGGCUGUUGAGAUCGACAUGGGAUAUAGAAAAGACAGCGGGGUUAUUGUGAGCAGGGAAAACAUAGAGAAAGGGAUAAAGGAGGUGAUGGAGCAAGAGAGUGAACUUAGGAAGAGGGUGAAGGAAAUGAGUCAAAUGAGCAGGAAAGCUUUGGAGGAGGAUGGGUCUUCAUACUCAUCGCUAGGGCGUUUUCUCGAUCAAAUUCAAACCUCGUGAACCUAGCUAGGUUCAAGAUUGGUGUAAACGAAUUUCAUAUGUUAAUGUAUGGUCUUUUUAUGUAUUCGAUUUUUAAAAAGUUGUAGAAUAUCUAGCUCUAGCUACCCAUUGUACUAUUCAUUUAUUUCUUCUUUUUUUCCUUCAAAACAAUAUUUCAUUC